AUGGUCUCCACUGCUUCCGAGUUCGCCACCAACUCGGAAUGGCACGACCCGACCGAUGUCCAAGUCCGGAAGAUCAUGAUGGCACGACUCCGGAGUCAUCCAGCACUAGCGCAGCACCAUCCGAUCCUGCAAACUCGCGAGGAUACGGGUACAAGUCCGUCACUGCUGCAACGUCUCGAGUGGAUGUUGUAUCAUUCCGCAGGCUCAUUGGGCGAGUAUCUGCAUCAGCCAUCGCUGGAGCGACGUGUGCAGGGCCUCGUGACCCACUACAAGCGCAAACGCUCAGCUACAGACCCCAGCGAGGCGAUAAUGGAGGCGAUCCGAGCCUCUGCUGCCAAGCGACAGCGUCCACGCUUGGCUAUAACCGAAGCAGAGGUCCGCAACUGCAGCGUCGGGGCGAGAGGCUGUGUGCUUAAUAGCAAUUUGGAUCUGUUGCACCAGGUGUGCAGCUUUCUGGACGGCAAGGACGUACUACGAUGCCGUGGCGUCAACAAGUUCCUGUAUCUGCAUGCUCCUUCCUUUGUAAGGUCUCUACAUAUCGAUGCUGCGUCUGUUCCUAUAGUGGAGACUCGAAACCAAGGCGACGGUGCAGCCAGUGGAUUGAGUAUUUUACUACACGAAUGCCAGAACCUUACAAGUCUCACGAUCUCGAACCAGGCAAACCAGAUCCACCUUAAAGCGGGUGUUGUGUUCCCGCGAGCAUUGACUGCGUCUACCUACAUGGCAUCACUCGCGACUGCGUCGUAUGGCCAUCAAUUGGUUCGUGAAGUAGCCAACGCACUAGAAUCAGGAGCGUGUCCUUCUUUGGAGAGACUGGAGCUCCUCGCUCCGUUCGACUUUGCAACUGAGAGUGACGCGGUGUUCAUGGUGCUAAAUGCACUGAGGAACCCGUUGAAAUAUUUGGUGCUUGACGCAACGUUCCUCGGUGACCAUGGUAUCCAGCAACUCGCCGAGUUAUUCGAGACCAAAGACACAAUUUUUGAGCACUUGGAGACUCUUACAGUGCGCAAUAACUUCAUGGGUGAAUCAGGUUGCCGUGCACUACUGGAAGCCAUCGAAUCGUUCAGUGAACUCCAGACACUGGACCUAAGCCGCAACAUUUUAACCGACACGGACGCAUUUGCACUCGCAGAUUUGCUCGACGAUCCUAUGCCAGAAGAGAAUUUGUACGACGAUUGUAAAAUUUCGUCUGAAGAACAGUUUAAUGUGCUGGGGCUUGCGGGACUGCGGACUUUGAACUUGCAAGAGAAUUUUAUCACUUGUGAUGGGUUUCACGCUAUCACAAUUGCGCUGUGUUCUCGAGAAGGCUUCGUGGCUACAGUCGGUGAUGCCACAGUCCCCUCUGACGAGAGUGAUGAGGAAGAGUGA
This is a messenger RNA of Phytophthora nicotianae INRA-310, 1368 nucleotides long. RefSeq lists its product as hypothetical. NCBI's taxonomy places the organism in Eukaryota, Oomycota, Peronosporomycetes, Peronosporales, Peronosporaceae. Gene Ontology annotation, biological process: nucleocytoplasmic transport; activation of GTPase activity. The coding region runs from base 1 to 1368 and encodes 455 amino acids. The transcript has a single exon. Gene Ontology annotation, cellular component: cytosol; perinuclear region of cytoplasm; nucleus. Gene Ontology annotation, molecular function: small GTPase binding; GTPase activator activity. The record is from RefSeq and is a predicted model, not a curated record.